This is a messenger RNA of Ananas comosus (pineapple), 1672 nucleotides long. Its product is annotated as probable serine/threonine-protein kinase PBL15. Gene Ontology annotation, biological process: protein phosphorylation. The record is from RefSeq and is a predicted model, not a curated record. NCBI's taxonomy places the organism in Eukaryota, Viridiplantae, Streptophyta, Magnoliopsida, Poales, Bromeliaceae. The coding region runs from base 220 to 1497 and encodes 425 amino acids. The transcript has 5 exons. Gene Ontology annotation, molecular function: ATP binding; protein kinase activity.
UUGUGGGAGAGUGGUUAGAGCAGUUAGAGGAAUGUUAAUGGAAUGGUUAGCCCUCGUAUAUAGUAAGCACCAUAGAACAUACACCACAUACCAUGCGUGACUCUUAAUUCUUAAACCCCCGCCUCCAAUCCCCAAUAAUAAUUCAAAGUAGCUAGGAAGUAGUAUUCUUCCCUGACCAUUCAUUAUAUUAAUUCCUCUUCUUGCGAAUUCGCGAAAACCAUGCCGAGACCGUGGAGGCCGAUGAUCGCCGCCAAGUGCUGCACGGUCGACGACGGGCAGGUGGCGGUCAUCGGCAACCUGAGCCGCUGCCGCCCGACCCGAUCGGAGUUCUCGAAGAAAGUAGCGGAGCUGACGUCGUUCCGCCGGCUGAUGUCGCCGUCGGCCGAGCUGAGCAGCUCGUCGUCAGCUCGCUUCAACGAGGAUUUAUCGGCGGCGGCGGCCGCCGGCUAUGGGAUCGGGGCGGGGCUGUACGCGUUCCAGCUGUGCGAGCUUCGCGCCAUCACGCACGACUUCUCGAGCAACUACCUCCUCGGGGAGGGAGGGUUCGGGACGGUGCAUAAAGGAUACAUCGACGAGAAGAUGCGGCCCGGGCUGAAGGCGCAGGCCGUCGCCGUCAAGCUCUUGGACAUCGAGGGCCUCCAGGGCCACAGGGAGUGGCUGGCGGAGGUGAUACUCCUGGGACAGUUCAGGCACCCGCACUUGGUGAAGCUGAUCGGCUACUGCUGCGAGGACGAGGAGCGCCUCCUCGUCUACGAAUUCAUGCCACGUGGCAGCCUCGAGAACCAUCUCUUCCGGAGGAUAUCGACGGCGUUGUCGUGGGGAACGAGGCUGAAGAUCGCAGUUGGAGCCGCAAAGGGUCUCGCCUUCUUGCACGGCGCGGAGAAGCCCGUUAUAUACCGCGAUUUCAAAACCUCCAACAUCCUCCUUGACUCUGACUUCACCGCGAAGCUCUCGGAUUUCGGGCUCGCGAAGAUGGGGCCUGAAGGGGAGGACACUCAUGUUACUACCCGGGUGAUGGGAACCCAUGGUUAUGCCGCACCGGAAUACGUCAUGACCGGGCAUCUAACAACGAGGAGCGAUGUCUACGGCUACGGAGUGGUGCUUCUUGAACUGCUUACAGGAAGAAGGGCCAUGGACAAGAGUCGAGGAAAGAGUGAAGAGAAGCUUGUGGAUUGGGCCCGACCUUACUUGACCAGCAGCCGAAAACUUCGCUGCAUCAUGGACCCGAAGCUCGCGGGCCAUUACUCCGUCAAGGGGGCCCGAGAGGUCGCCUCUCUGGCCCUCCAGUGCAUUAGCCCGACCCCCAAGGACCGCCCGCGCAUGUCGGCCGUCAUCGAUACCCUCCAAGGGCUUCAGCAUCUCAAGGACAUGGCAGUCAGCGUCGGCGCGUGGCCCACCACGCCGAUUGUCGGACGCAAUGCCAUAUCCGCAAAGUCUAAGAUGGAGGGGGCCGCGAACGGCCGCCGCAGAGUUAGCGCGUCGGCGAAAUUAGGUUGAGUUAUGUGUAUAUAUAUAUAUAUAUAUGUUCCUCGUAAGAAAUGUUGCUGCAGCAGAUCAGUAAGGUGUAGAUAUAUUGAACUGCCUAAAUUUAAGAGAGUGAUUGGAGAUGAAAUAUCGCGCGCUUCUUCGCCUGUACAUAUUAUAUAUUUGAGAACUUGGUUUCAUUUAGUAA